AAUAUAAUAAAUCUAAACCUUAUCCUCAACGUGAAACUUGUGUUAUUUGGCAUUUUGCGCCAAUAAUUUGUACAUUCUCUCCCUGUGCAAAGCCACACAAUAUGUGAACAGAAAUGCGCUCUGUAGAUGUCACAGUGUAGACAUUGCAGCUCACGGGGCUAUAAAGCCCAGCUUGUUUCCUCAUUGUUUUCGUGCAAAUCUUCACAGCGAGGCGAGGUGAGGCGGUCAAGUUGGAGCUCUGAAAGUCCUCUUCUCUCACCUGGGCGAUCAAGAGCUGGUUGCAUUCUCAAACUUUGGUUCAACCAACAAGAGGAGCGUAAUGGACAACGGCAACAGCAUCGUCCCCAUUGUGGGUAUCCAGAAGAAAGUCUCUGAGUACGCUCUGCCUGCAACCGUUCAAACGCACGAGGUCGUCCCCAUUGGAGACGAGCUGCUGCUCAUCACCCAGCAGGAGUGCAAUGGGAUCAUCAAAGUCACGCUGGAUCCAGCAACCGGCAGCCCGACAUUUGCUUCCAAAUUCACCCUGGACGGAUCCACAUACCAAGGAGCUCAUGGCCUCCGCGAUUCCAAAGCUUACCCGGGCUAUGCCUGGGUGACGCUCCAGUUCGACAACAGCUUACUUCUCAUUGAUCCCAUUGCGACUCAACAGAAUAUGCCCCCACGGGUGGAGAAGAGGUUUCGGCUUCCAAAGCCUCUCCGAGGCCCCCACGUCGUCAUAGAGGACGGCUCCGACUACCUGUGGGUGACGUGUAAGGACAGCUGCCACGUGGCGAAGGUGAAUCACCGGGAGUUUGCUGUCGUGGCAUACUACCCCUGCAGCCGCCGCCCCAUCUUUGUGGCGCCGACACACGAGUACGUGUACGCCAGCAUGGACGAGAGUAGCAGAAUAUUCUGCCUACAGAGGAAUGGUGAAGCCACAUCCGAGAUUGAGAUUCCGGCCGGGAAGGGAAGCACCCCUGUUGGGCUCAUCACUGGCCCCGAUGGAAAUGCCUGGUUCGUCCUGCUUGGGAAUUUGAAAGGGGGAACCGGUACCUUUGGAAGGAUUAGCAUCAACAAGGUGACGAACGAGCCAUGGAUCACCUGGUUCCAUCUCACCACCGCGACUACUGCCGGACUUCUCCAUCUCGCUUUCGACAACGGUGUCUACCAUCGCAGCCAGGGCAAGAAUCUCAAGAUCUGGCUGCUGGGAUCUUCAAUCGGCUCCCCCGCGAAUAUCAAUGCGGUGUUCACUGUUCACCUGCAGCCAGAUCCUAAGAAUCCAGAGCAGCUCCACCUCGAAAAGGAGGAGGUGAUCGUGCUGCCUACGCAGUCCUCGAUGGCGCACCGCGUGCUGAAGCACAGAUCGGGGCUGUUCGUGACGGAGCUGAGCGCCUCUGUUCUUGCGCACAUCAGUGGGACUGCGGUCUGGGGCCCUGACAGAGACGAUCAAGCCGCCGACGCAUAUGCUCUGUGGGGACUGGGCGCGCUCAGCAAUCGCGUUCACUACCCAAGCUUGCCACUAGCGGUCGCGGAGCCCACACUGAAGCGCAAGAAGAUCUUGGAAUAGUUUUGGUGUUUUAAAAAUAAUUUGCUAAGUGUUGCAAGUAAUGUUAAAAUUUUAUAAUUAUAAACAUGUUUAUAAUUUAUAAACACAAGAUUAACCUUA
This is a messenger RNA of Selaginella moellendorffii, 1645 nucleotides long. RefSeq lists its product as uncharacterized. Gene Ontology annotation, molecular function: protein binding. Bases 320 to 1546 code for a protein of 408 amino acids. The record is from RefSeq and is a predicted model, not a curated record. Lineage: Eukaryota; Viridiplantae; Streptophyta; Lycopodiopsida; Selaginellales; Selaginellaceae. The transcript is spliced from 2 exons.